This is a messenger RNA of Capsaspora owczarzaki ATCC 30864, 783 nucleotides long. RefSeq lists its product as hypothetical. The coding region runs from base 100 to 540 and encodes 146 amino acids. Lineage: Eukaryota; Filasterea; Ministeriida; Capsasporidae. The transcript has a single exon. The record is from RefSeq and is a predicted model, not a curated record. Gene Ontology annotation, biological process: actin filament depolymerization. Gene Ontology annotation, molecular function: actin filament binding. Gene Ontology annotation, cellular component: cytoplasm; actin cytoskeleton.
CCCUCUUCUUGAUCGCCGACGUGUAGCAGCCAAACCGCUUGCAGCUCCAACCAAACCUUUGCCAAACCAUCAACUUUUGAACGCAACAUCCCUCCCAUCAUGCAUUUCUCGCCCGAGUGCCUCGCUCUCUUCAACAACAUGCAGCGUGGCAAGGCCAACCAUCGUUUUGUCAUCUUCACCAUGAACGACCAGGGCUGCGUCGACAUUUCGCAGCUUGGCAGCGAGACCGCCGAGUUUGACGAGUUUGUUGCAGCAUUGCCAGCGAACAAGGCGCGCUAUGCCCUGUACAACCUCCAGUACACCGCUCAAGACACCAGCACUCGAGUGCUCGUUGCUCGCCACAAGCUCAUCUUUGUGCAAUGGAUUCCCAACGAAUGCAGCGGCAAGGACAAAAUGUUCUACGCCAUCAACGCUCCAGGCGUGCGUCUCGCCGGCCCGAGCACAAACACUUGCGUCCAGGCCUGCAGCAUGGCCGACCUCGAUCUUGAUGCGAUCAAGCAGUCUGCCGCACGCUUUGAGGCCGAGAAGCUUGUUGUCUGAAUGGACGAGCGCAAAAAAAAAAAAAAAAAAAAAACUUGAAAAUGUUUUGAUUUGGUUGUUUCUGUGGUGCUUUGAGUUUCUGAGUAAAAAUAAUUGUAAUGUUGAGUAAGUUAUGAAAAGGAAAGUGCUCAGAUUUUGUUUAAGAGCAUUGCUGAAAGAAAGAAAAAGAGAAAUCGUUUUGUUCGUUAAAAAAUAAAAAAAAAAAGUAGCUGCAGUAAGACUACCCCAUUGCCUCUCCUCGGC